UUAAAGCAAUCUAUAAAAAGUAAAACCAAACCAGAGAAAAGUAACACCACUUAUUAAAUUAUUACAAAAAUAAUGUGCCGUGUUAGUCAAAGAACACCUUCUUCUUCAUCUCCUUUUUUGAAUAAAAUAACCAAUUGAGUUAAUGCAUAUGUAUUCUUCUUCAUAUUCUUAGUUCUCUCUCUCUCUCUUUCAAUAAUCUGUUCUACACAAAACAGCUCAAGAAAGCUUCUUCAAAAGCCUUAUUCUUCGUUUGCUUCCAUUCUCUACUAAUGGGUUCUUGCCUCAGCUCUCGUGUUGACCAUAAGAGCAGUAGUAGUCUCGACGACCUUCACCUCUCGAGUUGUCAAUCAUCCUCCUCGGCGGCUGAUAAGAGAGAAGGAGAGAUACUUAGCAAAGCAAACGUUAAGAGCUUCACCUUCAGCGAAUUAAAACUCGCAACCAGAAACUUCAGACUAGACUCUGUUGUCGGAGAAGGCGGUUUUGGUUCUGUAUAUAGAGGUUGGAUCGAUCAGACAACUCUCACUCCAACUAAAUCGAGCUCCGGUCUUUUAGUUGCUGUCAAGAGUCUUAACCCUGAUGGCUUUCAAGGUCACCGAGAAUGGCUGACAGAGAUCAACUACUUGGGACAGUUAAGUCACCCAAACUUAGUUAAAUUGAUUGGUUAUUGCUUGGAAGAUGAACAUAGGCUUCUUGUGUAUGAGUUUAUGCACAAGGGUAGUCUUGAGGAUCAUCUCUUCACAAAUGAUGUGAAGCGUAAGCCGCUCUCUUGGUUAUUACGGGUUAAGGUUGCGCUUGAUGCAGCUAAAGGGCUCGCGUUUCUUCAUAGCGACUCUGUUAAAGUAAUAUACCGAGACAUCAAGGCCUCGAACAUCUUGCUCGACUCGGACUUCAAUGGAAAACUUUCAGACUUUGGGUUAGCUAGGGACGGUCCAAUGGGAGAAACAAGUUAUGUUAGUACGAGGGUCAUGGGUACAUUUGGCUAUGCCGCUCCUGAGUAUGUGUCAACAGGUCACUUGAAUGCCAAAAGCGACGUAUACAGUUUUGGGGUUGUGCUUCUAGAAAUACUAUCUGGAAGGCAAGCAUUGGACCAUAGCCUCCCGACCAAGGAGCAAAACCUUGUGGACUGGGCACGACCGUACCUCACAAGCAAGCGAAAAGUUCUACUAAUGGUGGACACUCGUAUUAACUCACAGUACAAACCCGACGAAGCAGUGAGAAUGGCAAGCAUUGCUGUGCAGUGCAUCUCGUCUGAACCAAAGUCACGACCAACCAUGGACCAAGUGGUCCGAGCCUUGAUACAACUGCAGGCAAGCAUGGUUUAACAGGCCAAAGUUGACGCAAAGUAAAGACACCAAAAGACUCGUGGGAUUGUAGUAGGUAGAUAGAGAUGUGGUAACUUCCUGUGGUUAAGUCUCAUGUCUCCUCGUGUGAUGUAAUAUUCCUCAUUGCUUCCACGAAACAAACACUUAGGCUACAUGAUAUGUUUUGAAAGAAGAUGCCCCACAAUUCUUUUCUUCUUUCAAAACUCCUUAUUGUAUCCAAUGUCCUGCAGCUCCUGCCUAUAGAUUCUUUCUAGGAAAUAUUUUGAGUUGUACUCUCUGUGAUUUUUUUUAAUUAAAAUUCGACUCUAUAUAUAAAAUAUAUCAAUUUUCUCGGGAAAA
Messenger RNA from Brassica napus (rape), 1661 nucleotides. RefSeq names its product probable serine/threonine-protein kinase PBL1. Gene Ontology annotation, molecular function: ATP binding; protein kinase activity. Lineage: Eukaryota; Viridiplantae; Streptophyta; Magnoliopsida; Brassicales; Brassicaceae. The record is from RefSeq and is a predicted model, not a curated record. The coding region runs from base 270 to 1322 and encodes 350 amino acids. Gene Ontology annotation, biological process: protein phosphorylation. The transcript has 6 exons.